AUGGGUCUGAUAACGUCAAAGCAGAAGAUAGAGCCUGUGUCAGGGGAAAAGAAGGCUGUGUUGAUUGGAUUUAAGCACCCAGGAAUUAACAAUGAUCAUAUCAAAGGAUCCAUUAUAAGGAUGAAAAAGAACCUCAUGGAUCUGCGUGGAUUUUCAGAAAAUAACAUCGUUCUUAUGAUUCAGGACGAACCAUCCUACUCCCAGCCCGAUGAGUACAACAUGGAAGAUACAUUAGCCUCGCUGUUUGAGGAUGCUAACCCAUUUGACACCCUCUUCAUCCACCUCAUAGCCCCUUAUGCCUCUCAAGGCACUAAUGAUGAUAUCCCUGCAGAACAUUUUUUCAGGGAACUUCUAAAGAACGUCCGCAAUGGUUGUACUCUGACAUUUGUAUUUGAUUGCCUAUUAACUGAUCCUGCUGAGAAACCUGUAAUGCCAUCAUCGAGUGUCAUGAUUUCGGAUCAAGUAAGAGAGGGCUCGGAUUCGGAUCAAGUAAGAGAGUUCGUAACAUAUUUGGUGAAUAAUCCACAGGAAGAAGAUGUGAACCAAACACAACAUCAUCAAGUUGUAACUCAAAGUCUGAACACUGAUCUCCUUCCAGAUUCACGUGCAACUCUGUUGAUGGCUGUGCAACAACAUGAUCAAAAUGUAGCUCCUCCUUCCACAACCACAGUAUAUGGGGGUUUUAGCAAUGCCGUGCUCGAUGUAAUUGAAGAGACUAAUGGUCGUGUUACAAACUUGGAGCUCGCUCGAAAGGCUAUGGAAAAACUUAGGAUGCAGGGUAUUCAUCAAAAACUUGUGCUGGGUUGCAGUGACCAUCUCCAUGGCUAUGAUGAUUCUUUUUUGAGUUGA
Lotus japonicus is the source of this 849-nucleotide messenger RNA. Its product is annotated as metacaspase-4-like. The transcript has 2 exons. Bases 1 to 849 code for a protein of 282 amino acids. Lineage: Eukaryota; Viridiplantae; Streptophyta; Magnoliopsida; Fabales; Fabaceae. The record is from RefSeq and is a predicted model, not a curated record.